AUGAUCCGCACACUCCGUCCCAUCGCUUCCAGGCUGCCAUCGCGGCACGUCGCUUCAUCGUCGACCCCGCUUCGAGCAGCAGCGGCGGGAGCGAGCUCGAUCCGCGGGCUUGCCACACCGACUAUCGAGGGCCGAUCUAGCCCUCUCCGCGCGCACUCUGUUGAAGAACUGCACGGCUUGAGCGCAGAGGAGAUUCUGAAGGAGGGGACAAGCAGGAAAGAUGCGAGCAUGAGACAUUUCACCGUCAACUUCGGACCUCAACAUCCCGCUGCCCACGGUGUGCUUCGUCUGAUUCUCGAGCUUAACGGAGAGGAAAUCCUUCGAGCCGACCCGCACAUUGGGUUGUUGCACCGCGGAACUGAGAAGUUGAUCGAGUACAAGAACUAUACUCAGGCACUGCCAUACUUUGACCGACUGGACUAUGUCUCCAUGAUGACCAACGAGCUGGUCUACUCUAUGGCCGUCGAGAAGCUGCUCAACAUUGAGGUGCCAGAACGAGCCAAGUGGAUCCGAACUCUCUUCGGAGAGAUCACCCGGGUGCUUAACCACCUGAUGGCCGUCCUCACCCACGCCAUGGAUGUCGGAGCUCUCACUCCCUUCCUGUGGGGUUUCGAAGAGCGUGAAAAGCUCAUGGAGUUCUACGAGCGAGUCUCGGGUGCGCGUAUGCACGCCGCGUACGUCCGGCCCGGUGGUGUCGCCUUCGACCUGCCCCAUGGCCUUCUCGACGACAUCUUCAAGUGGGCCACGCAGUUCUCGAGCCGGAUCGACGAGAUUGAGGAGGUCGUCACCGGCAACCGGAUCUGGAAGGGACGGACCGUCGGCGUCGGAGUGGUGACUGCGCAAGAGGCGCUCGACUACUCGUUCUCUGGUGUCAUGCUGCGAGGAUCGGGGGUGCCGUGGGAUAUCCGAAAGGUGGCGCCUUAUGACGCGUAUGAUAAGGUCGAGUUUGACGUGCCUGUGGGGAAGAACGGGGAUUGCUAUGACCGAUACCUCUGCCGAGUACAGGAAUUCCGCGAGUCCCUUCGAAUCAUCGACCAGUGUCUCAACAAGAUGCCCACCGGUGCCGUCAAGGUAGACGACCACAAGAUCGUCCCUCCCCCACGAGCCAGCAUGAAGGAAUCGAUGGAGUCGCUGAUCCACCACUUCAAGCUCUACUCUGAGGGCUACUCGGUCCCACCCGGCGAGACCUACACCGCCAUCGAAGCCCCCAAGGGCGAAAUGGGUGUCUACCUCGUUUCGGACGGUACGCAGCGCCCGUACAGGUGCAAGAUCCGCGCGCCUGGAUUCGCGCACCUCGCAGGAAGUGACUUUAUGAUGAGGCACCACUUCUUGCCCGAUGCGGUGGCGAUCAUUGGGACGAUGGAUUUGGUGUUUGGGGAGGUGGACCGAUAG
Molecule: messenger RNA, 1392 nt
Organism: Dioszegia hungarica
Lineage: Eukaryota; Fungi; Basidiomycota; Tremellomycetes; Tremellales; Bulleribasidiaceae
Product: nife hydrogenase-like protein
Exons: 8
Coding region: 1-1392 (463 amino acids)
Biological process (GO): mitochondrial electron transport, NADH to ubiquinone
Molecular function (GO): NAD binding; quinone binding; NADH dehydrogenase (ubiquinone) activity
Source: RefSeq, a predicted model, not a curated record